This is a messenger RNA of Dictyostelium discoideum AX4, 2382 nucleotides long. RefSeq lists its product as hypothetical. The record is from RefSeq and is a predicted model, not a curated record. The transcript has 5 exons. Bases 1 to 2382 code for a protein of 793 amino acids. NCBI's taxonomy places the organism in Eukaryota, Evosea, Eumycetozoa, Dictyosteliales, Dictyosteliaceae.
AUGGAUGAAAUAAAUAAUUUAAAUAAUAAUAAUAAUAAUAAUAAUAAUAAUAAUAAUAAUAAUAAUAAUAAUAAUAAUAAUAAUAAAAUUAAUAGAAAUAACUCAACAGUUAGAUUCAAUGAAAAUUCAUUGUUAGUAAAAAGUAGAAGUAAUAGUGGUGGUAGUAGUGGUAGUGGUAGUGGUAGUGGUGGUGGAGUAAUUGGUAGUAAUAAUAAUAGUCCACUAAUUUCAUCAUUACCAUCUGAGAAUUUCACCUAUUUAUCACCUGGAAUAAUGAGAAGAUGUGUUUAUUUUAAAAUGAAACAAAAAUUUAAAUCAUUUAUAUUACAUUUAGAUUUCAAUUUUAAAGUUUUAAAAAUUAUUAGAAAAGGAAAAAAUUUUAAAACUAUUCAUUUCACUGCUUUUGAAACACCAAUUUCAAAUCCAUAUUUAGAUGUAUUAACUUUCAAAACAAAAGAUUUUAAAUCAAAUUCAGAAUAUCCUGUAAAUGCCAUCCCAAUAACCAAUUUGAAAAUUAAAAUUUUUGAUGAUACAGGUUUAAUAUUAAGAAAUGAAAAUAGGGUUUAUUAUUUGAAAGCGUUGGGUGAAAAUGAAAGGGAUGAAUUGUAUAAUAAAUUAUCAACUAUAGGAAUGCAUAAGAGAAGGAAAUCUAUAAUAUUUGAAAGAAAAAAAUCAAUACAAUUAAAUAUUUUACCAAAUCAAAGUUUUAAAUACUAUCCAUCAAACUUUUUAGAACUCCAUCAUUUAUUUCAACAACCUUCAAUUUCAUUAAAAGAGAUUCAUUUAAAGAAUAUCUGUAGCUUACAAAAUUCAUCAUUUGAAAAUAAACCUAACAGCGAUAAUAAUAAUAAUAUUAAUAAUAAUAAAACUAAUAAUAAUAAUAGUAUAUCAUUAAUUGAAACAACUGGUGAAGCAAUUGAUAAUAUUGAGGAAAUUUAUAGCAAAAAAAAGAAAAAGAAAAGAAUGAUAUCAAGACAAUCAGUUCAAGAUUUAAUAAAGAAAUUCAAUUCAAUCAAUUCAAAUAUUAAUAUUAAUAAUCCGUACUAUUUAAAUAAUAAUGAAAUCUAUAUGAAAUUAAUACACAGAAUUGAUGUACUAAAUGAAACUUGUGAUGAAAUUAUAGAAUUCCUUCAAGAGAAUGGUAAAGAUAUUCCACUCUCAGUUUUAUUAAAUUUAUUAAAUAUAUUUCAAGAUUCACAAUUUGAAUCAAAUCCUUCUCCAAAUAUUUGUAUUUCAAAUCCUAUAAAUAAUAAUUGUAAUAAUAAUAAUAAUAAUAAUAAUAAUAAUAAUAAUAAUAAUAAUAAUAAUAAUAACAAUAACAAUAAUAAUAAUUAUACAAAUGGAACUUUUUCACCUGGAUUUGGUAAUUUUAAAUUGGAUUCAAAUUCUUCUCCACUUUUAACAUCAAUUCAAAAUCAACAACAUUUAUUGCCAAUUAAAUCACACCAACAACUACAACAACAACAACCACAACAACAGUCUAAUUCAUCAUCAAUAAAUAUACAACAACAACAGCAACAACAACAGCAACAACAAAAAAUAGAUGGAGAAUUUAAAGGAAAAGGAUUAAGCAAUUCAAUUGAAGCUCAAUUAUUUUCAGAAGAGGAGGAGGGAUUGUCAUCAGAUUCUGAAGAGUAUGAAGAAACUGACACUUUUAGCGAUAAUGAUGAGGAUCAUUCUUCACCUGAUACUACCACAAAUACAUUUAAUAGUAAUAACAUCACCAUUAAUAAUAAUAAUAACAUUAAUAAUAAUAAUAAUAAUAAUAAUAAUAAUAAUAAUAAUAAUAAUAAUAAUAAUAAUAAUAAUAAUAAUAAUAAUAAUAAUAAUACAUAUGAUGAUGAUAAGAAUAAUGAUAAUGACAAUAAUAAUAAAAAUAAAAACAAUAAAAAUAGUAAUAAUAAAAAUAAUUUAGAAUUCUUUACAAUUGUUGCAUCAGUGCCAUACGAAACGGAUUCAAUGUCAUCACCAACAAUAAUAAAUUCAAAUCCUUUCCAAAGAGAUGAAUAUUGUACUGGUUCAGUAGAUACUCCAGUUACUCAUCUCGAGCCAUCUUAUAUAACUAAAACUACAACUGUAAAAACUACUACCACAACUAAAAAGAUACCUCAACAACAACAACAACAACAAAAUAAUCAGAUUGAAAAUAGUAAAUCAAUAGUUGAGUCAGAUAUAAAACAACUACCAUUUGAUCAACAAUCACAUCAAAAUCAACAACACCAAAAUUCCACACCAAGAAGUUUUAAUCUUUCCCCAAAGUUUAACUCUUCAACAUGUACUGUAAAUAGAACUCCAGUUGAUAACAAUGCAAGCGAUUUAAAAUCAAGUUUGGAUAUGAGAAGAUACUCUAGAGAUUUAAUACCAACCAAAAUCACAACAUAA